AUGGCUGCGAAUAGCAACUUGGCAGGCCUCAAUUCGGCCACAAUGGGCGCCAAGAUGCCUGAAAUUGCUCUCCCAGACGGCACAGUUGUGCAGACGGGCACCGUUGGUGCUCUCCUCAUCAACAUCAAAUCCUAUAACAAAGCGUACGCCGAGGACGACGAGACCACCAUGGAGAGGCUCAAAGAAGCUAUGAAGGCCCCGCUGCCACUGCUGGACCGCAUCGGUCUCUUCGAGGUGCUAUUUACGGCGCAGGAAAUUGUUGAAGGUGCUGGCGAUAAUGAGGGGAGGAGGGUUUUUGGAGAAAUGUUUUUGGAUUAUAAAAAGGCCCAAAAAUAA
Cryphonectria parasitica EP155 is the source of this 336-nucleotide messenger RNA. RefSeq lists its product as uncharacterized. The record is from RefSeq and is a predicted model, not a curated record. Lineage: Eukaryota; Fungi; Ascomycota; Sordariomycetes; Diaporthales; Cryphonectriaceae. Bases 1 to 336 code for a protein of 111 amino acids. The transcript has 2 exons.